Molecule: messenger RNA, 639 nt
Organism: Suillus subaureus
Lineage: Eukaryota; Fungi; Basidiomycota; Agaricomycetes; Boletales; Suillaceae
Exons: 2
Coding region: 1-639 (212 amino acids)
Source: RefSeq, a predicted model, not a curated record
AUGACUACCACUGCAAAUACUGACUCAGAUGACCAAAGUAGCCUUGGUGCAUUUUUGGCUUGUGACUGGUUGAUGUCUGCUAACACAUAUGUUUCAGAUGCUGUAUUGCAACUACUGUCCUCAUUGAUGCUAUCGCAUGAUGAUGUGCAAAUCCUCAUCCAGGUGAUUUCUGAUGGCAGCUCAAGCUCUCCUGCCAAAUCGUCUGCAGCUGUCAUGACACCUACAGCAACCAUCAUCACCCCAGCAGUUAUUACCCCAGUCACUGCAUGUGUGCAGACAGCACCUACCCCUGCCAUGCACUCAGUGACCAUCAUCACUUCCCUAGUCACCCCAUGUGUGCAGACAGUACCCACCCCUACUAUGCACUUAGGUUAUCUCAGUUUCCCACAUCUUCCAAUGACAGUUGUCAUCGUCAAUGGUGAGGCAAGGGGCCAGCAGAAAUAUCAUGAUUUCAGCUUCGAUGUUCCACAUGCUGAGGCCCUUAGUCCAUUCUACCUUGUUACCUGCGGUCACUGGUGCACAUCUCUGCAUGUCCUUGGUGUCAGCUGCAUGUCAUUCAGCUGCUCCAAGUCCCUCGAAGACAGUCUGAUUUGCAUGCUCAAAUCCAUUGAUCUUGGAGAAGUGCAGUUGCUACCUUAA